GUGGCGCUCACGCGGCAGCCGCGCCGGCAGCCAAUGGAGCGGACCGCCGGGUGGGAGAGGGCUAAGAGCCACGGGCAACUUGGACAACGACCAGAGCGAUUUCCAUACGGAGCGGGGAGGCCAUGUUUCUGUUGUGAGAACGUGUUGUCGUUGGAGCGAACAAAACAACGCGCCGCCGGCCCGAUUCACCCCCGGGUCCCAGCGCUAUGUAGCAGUCCUCGGAGCCGGCGCCGGGAGAGCUCGCCUGGAGCUUGACGGCUGGCAGCAGCGUGGCAGCGAGUGACGGGCCCGCGAGCGCGAUGCGGAGCGGCCCCCGAAACGUCUUCUCGCUAGGCCUCGCGUGCACGGCGGCGUCGUCGGCGGUGCUUCUGUUGGCGGCACUGCUGGCGGCGCGUCCCUGCGUCGGGCAGGCAACGAGCUCGCGCGUGUCCGACCACCGGGCAGGGUCGAUCCCGCACCACGGCCGCUGCGAGCCCAUCAGUAUCCCGCUGUGCAAAGACAUCCAAUACAACGAGACCAUCAUGCCCAACUUGCUCAACCACCAGAAGCAAGAGGACGCCGGCAUGGAGGUGCACCAGUUCUUCCCGCUGGUCAAGGUCAAGUGCUCGCCGGACCUCCAGUUCUUUUUGUGCUCCAUGUACGCGCCCGUAUGCACCAUCCUCGAGUAUCCGAUCCCGCCGUGCCGCUCGCUCUGUAUGUCGGCGCGCAGCGGCUGCGAGUCGCUCAUGAACAAGUUCGGCUUCAAGUGGCCCGAGUCGCUAGAGUGCGACAAGUUCCCUGAAGUGGGCUCAGAGAAGCUCUGCGUCGGCGAAAACGUCACCGAGCAUCGCAUCAGCACGCCGGCGUCGCCGAACUCCACCGGACUCUUGGUGAACCACGGGUUCGUGUGCCCGCGCGAGUUCCGUGUACCGCUGGGACUGGAUUACGUGUUCCGCAUCCGGGGCAAGGAAGAGAAGAACUGCGGCAUGCCCUGUCACCACAUGUUCUUCCGGGGCGAGAACCUCAAGUUUUCGCGCUACUGGAUCGGCGCGUGGGCCGUUCAGUGCAUGGUGUCCACGCUAUUCACCGUGCUCACGUUCCUGAUCGACAUGCAGCGGUUCCGGUACCCGGAGCGGCCCAUCAUCUUCCUGUCCUUCUGCAACCUGAUGGUGUCGGCCACCUACUUCGCGGGCUUCGUGCUGGGCGACCAGGUGGCCUGCAACGAGCCCUUUGACCCCCCGGGGGGCCACGCCAACAUGGAGAUGGUGCGCACCAUCACCCAGAACAACAAGAAGGAGACCUGCACCGUCAUGUUCAUGGUGCUCUACUUCUUCAGCAUGGCGGGCUCCAUCUGGUGGGUGGUGCUGACGCUCACCUGGUUUCUGGCCGCGGGGCUCAAGUGGGGCCACGAGGCUAUCGAAAGCAACUCGCAGUACUUUCACCUGGCUGCUUGGACCAUCCCGGCCGUCAAGACCAUCACCAUCCUGGCCAUGGGCAAGGUAGAAGGCGACGUCCUCAGCGGCGUCUGCUACGUGGGGCUCUGGAACAUGGACGCCCUGCGCGGUUUCGUGCUUGCUCCGCUUUUUGUCUAUCUCGCACUGGGCAAGGUGUUCCUUAUGGCGGGCUUCAUCUCGCUCUGCCACAUCCGCACCGUCAUGAAGCACGACGGCACCAAAACGGACAAGCUUGAAAAGCUGAUGGUCCGCAUCGGAAUAUUCUCCUUCCUGUACACACUGCCAGCGCUCACGGUGCUCUGCUGCUACUUCUACGAGCAGGCCCACUUCGACGACUGGAUGCUCGGCUGGCACUGGCAGGUGAACGCCGAGAAGCGCUGGAGCAUCCCGUGCCCCGAGCCUUCCUGUCUGCGUCGCGAUCGUGCGCUACGACGCCCCGAGUUUUACGUCUUCAUGAUCAAGUACCUGGGUAUCCUAAUCGUCGGCAUCACCUCGGGCGUCUGGAUCUGGUCCGGAAAGACAUUCGCUUCUUGGAGGAACUUUUACGCUCGCCUGCGAAACUUGACCACCGUCGCGCCGGCCAGGCGCCGCGCCGAAGCCUACGUUUGACCGCUGUCCGUCGAUGCUCGCGCCACCGACGCUUCUACUCAGGAAUUCCGCCCGCACGCGAAGGCAGCAACGGUAGGGAACGUAUCAAGCCUCAUAGCGCUCAGCCCGGUGGGACAUCGUAGCCGACAGGGAACUCCCGCGGCGCAGGCGCCUCGAGCGACGUCGCCUCCAACACGGCGACGGCGUCCUCCUCGAGCCGUCUGCGAGCGUCGGGCGCGUGGGCCGCGGGGUCAAAGCCACGCUUCUUUCUACAGCCACUGCGGUGUUUAAUCCGACGCGGUAUUGUAGACAGAAACUGCUUUUUUUUUUUUUUUUUUUAACAGUUUACUCUGCGUGAAUGUGCGGCCGCUACAGCUGCAUGUUCAUUACAAGCGCGGGAUACCACUCAGUCUGUUCGGUAUGCGCCAUGAGUGCGCUUACGCAGUAUUGGGAGGAAGCUCGCAGCAGGCGGCUCUACAGUGUACAAUCAGUACUUCAUAGAGCUGCCUACCGAAAAUAUAUCACCACUUGGUAUAUCGGGUAAAGGUAACUUGGAAUUUUAAAAAAAAGAAAAAGAACACUGGCUAGGUGGCGCAAGCUGCCAUCUGAUUCAAAAGGUUCAGUCCAUCUAUGCAUCUGGUGGCUUGCUCCGUUUCUCGGUUCCUUAGGAAGUGAGACAUCGAGUAGGCCAUUCUGGUGUGAGUAGUAGAUCUGGCCCAUUCUAGGAUUUAAGGUAAAAAGUCGGGGCUGCUUUUGUUGAGACCUAAAAAGGAGCACUUGCUAUACUCCGUUUCACAGCAACUUGGCGAACUGUGGAGGCUGCGGCCCCCGGGACCCAAUUAGAGCAUCGGAGCAAGGCAUGUGACAACACUCCAUGGUCGAUGCCAAGGAGGCCUCGGUACCACACAGCAGCGCUGUCCGCGACAAAGAGUGGUUCUAGGCUUUUUUUUCUUUUAACGGCAAUUGUACUCGCGUGAUUCCAUCUUUGUCGAGACUAAACUACAUGAUAGGGAAGAAAAACAAAGACAUGUUACUUUUCAACAAUACUUGAUUUGGAUCAACCGUCUUCCGAGAACAAUGUGGCUUUUGAACGAUGUUUGAAUGAUAGCAGCCCAGUAAUCGACCACUUCCACUCAAGCAUCGCCCUGGCAUUAGCAUCCGCCAGACUCGCGGGUAAAUUGAGCUUGUGGUUGUCUCAUUAACUGUUCCCAAAGAUCUCGCCAUUCUAGCGGACGGCAAUGUUGCUGCGGUGGGCGUUCAUCCGAAGUUGGUUGGUUUCGCAGCAGACGACUCUUGGCCAGCAGACGACAGCCAGUUCCUCAAGGCCUCACAUUUAAUGCAGUGACACAAACGCUCCAGUGAUGCGGUCUCACGUGCCUCACUCCGAUGCUCUUAUUGGGUUGCAGGCGCCGUAGCCUCAACAGUUUGCCAAGUUAUCGUAAAAUGGAGUAUUGUUUGAGUUCUGCAAAUUAUCUUGUUACGUCGUUGACUAGGAAAUUGAAGGGCCUAAUUUUUCUUAUCUCCAUGGGUGUUUGGCAAUGUGCAGAACAUACUUUGAAUCCUAAAUCUCCUAUGGUCACUGGCUGCAUUAUUCCAGCCACAGACAAAUUAAUUUAAUUAUAUAUACAGCAUGUCCUCCCACAAAAAAGAAGUAUUUGCAGGGUUUUUUAACUGCAAAAUUAAACUAUGCACCAUCGAAUGCUCAUUCUCUGCCCAAGUGUAGUGUUAGCGAUAUGAACCAGAUGCCAAAGUUUCAAAACUGGCAGUUUUCUCACGUUUGCGGUAACAGGCACCAUUCAGCUCCAUGUAUUCGACAGCUCUGUCGGAUGCUAUGUUACCAUUUAAAAUUUCAGAAAAUCACUUUAUAAUGGUUAUCUUUCGUCUCACCUUAGCAUGGACUAACUGUGAAGCCUGUGCAAGCGUGAGCUGCUAGCCUUUGCUGCCUUGACUGGAGCACUCGCUGCACAAGUGCUCAUGCAGCCGCUGAGGCUUUAUUCAAAGCAACUACCUCGCGCGUUUAGUACGCGCGGCGAACAAUAGUCCAUGCUAAGGUGAGACGAAGUAUAGUUCUGAAACUUUGGCAUCUAGUUCGGACCGCCAGAGCUACAUUUGACUGAAAAUGAGCGUUCAGCAAUGCAUAAUUCAUAUUUGUGGUGAAAAUAACCCUGUACAUUUUAUUGGGGGGAUGCCCUGUAUACCAAUCGAGUCUGGUUGGCAGUUAGCAUGCCAAUGCUAGAAAGUGGAGCCUGCAUAUGUCGCCAAAGCCAAAGUGCUACCUCCUAGUACUCUUACAUAUCUGCACAACAUUUCACUUUUCCAGACUCGCAUGCAGUCGUUAGGUCUCUUUCAAUGUAGGAGAGGUAUUUCCACAAUUUUCAAAGCCUGCCAAUGCAGUCUUACAAUUUUUUUCUAAAUCUGCUUUGAAAUAGCCUCCAAGGUCUGCAAGAUGAAUGUGUCACUGAGUGGCGACUUCAAUACCUGGCUUGCAUGUGACAUAAUGGCAACAUGCUGAUGGUCAUUCUUGAGAAAAGCAAAGUGGUGGUAUAAAAUGUAUGCUGCAAAAAGUAUGCUUUGAACCACAAGUCCACCACAAUGACAGCUGAUGCGACGUCAGUGCAAGCCACGCAUUGAACAGUGUUGCUCAACAAAUGUGGAUGCUUGUAUCUGGUUGCCCAAAAGUGGUUGUGUUGUACAUUGCAUACAGUUUUGAUGCCUAGCAAGAGUAGAUUGAUGCGAGUGGUUGUUCACAAGUCAAGAACUGGCUUGGUACACAACCUUGAGACAGGAGGUGACACUUUUUCUUUCUCUCUUUGCAUUUGUUUGUGCACAGACUGUGCCAAGGCCCAUGACAGUUAAAACAAUUAGAUCAUUCUUUUUUUUUUUUUUUUCCAAGUUUGCAAGUGUAAGAAUCCUUUUCUUCUCUUAUCAAGUCAUAAUUUGGCAAUAAAUGUCUUCAACCAGCCAUAUUAGAUCUUUAGCAGGGGUCUAUGAGCUAGCAUUUCUCCAUUAUAAUGGAAUUUUUCAAACCCAUGGUUAAAAUGUAUUAUAGUUCCAUCACCCAAAUCUGCCAAAUGUCUGCUGUUCUUUUAUUAGAUAUUUAUUAGCGAAUUGUCCAUACAUUGGAUCUUCUAAGAACUAACAAGUAAAAGUUUCUUGAAGUAAGACCCAUCCACAGGGGAGUAAAUUGACUGCAUUAACAUAGAGUAAACCUACGGCAAAUUAAUUUGAAAUACACAGCUGUUUAAUAAUGAAGGGUAUCAAAUUUCGCAGUUUUACUACUGUCAUUGGAUUUUAGAAAGGAUGUUUCAUUUCCUAAAAAUAGAUUUAUGGGUUCUGUGCCUAGGGCAAAAGAAGCAGUAAGUCACUGGAACUUUUGCGGGACAUGAAGUUUAUUUAGAAAAAAAACAAAAACAUGAGGAUAUACAAGAGUAAGCCAUCAGAGGUGUAUGAAAGCUUGAGAGGCACAACACAUGUACAGGUUUGGAAUACUGUACCUCUUGGAAUUGGUAUCACUACAGUUGACUGUGGUUGUCCCAAGGUAAAACAUGCUGGUGAAACUAGUGGCAUGCAAGCAAGCAUCAACCGAGAUUGUACAUAGCCUGUAUAUAUCUGUUUUAAAGUAUAGCUCAUCUUGUACAUUGCCAAAGGCAACAGCCUUUUCAACAGUGUUCGUUCCUUGGCACUAUGGACAUGUCACAGUCAACAUUUUCACUUUUGGCUCCAUAUGGGAGUGUUCAUGGUGCUGCCAACACUUUCUCCAGAUGUGUUCUUCAUUUGUAUUGCCAAAUAUUUUCUCAUUUUCUACUAUUUCUUGUUUGAUGUUCAGUGAUCUGUGCUGCAUAACAAAUGCACUCAGAAAUAUUCUCCAAAAAAUAUGUACUAGGUCUAAGGUGACAUACUUAACAGGUAAUCAAACAAAACAUAUCUCCAAGCACAUCUAAACUGCCAAAUAUGUCGGGAGAUUUUUCUCGACAUUGAGUGUGCCCUAGUUCUUUUUCUGUGGUCUGGAUGCUUGCAGGAGCUUUACAAAAAAAACUGUAAUGUUUUUUUUUUUUUUGUUUUUUUUUACUGAGGAGAAAAUAAGCACUUUUUAGAGGUAAGCAAAUGAUAAUAUCGUUCCUUUUGGCAAUCUGUCCUUACAGUGCCAGGAAACGAGGCGAAGUGGGUGUGCAUGAGAGAAAUAAGAGUACAACUAUCAGCGUCAUACUAAUGAUUGAGUAACUUCAAUGUCACAUAGCUAUCAAAAAUAAAGUUCACUUGGUGUGCAAAGAAAUUUUUCAUCUGUUUGCCCAGUCAUGUUUUUUUAUUGAAAAGCUGAGAUUUGUUUUUAUCGCUCUAAACUGCAAUUACCAUAUUUUUGUUUUACUAUUAUCAGUCUUUAAAUAUAGGCACUUAUUUGUUUUAUACAGGUCAUUUGUUGUAGAGGAGGGAAAGUAACUUGUGGUUUACUUACCACAAAAAAAAAGAAAAAAAGAGCAAUUUUUUUAAGUGAAUUUAUUUUGAUUUAUUUGCUGUUUUGCUUAUCGACAUUCGCAUAAAAUAGUAUUCACCAGGCAUGACCGCCUCGAAAUUCAUUGUGUCCCGUGCACCUGAAUCCCACCUCGAGAAAGUGUCUACAUUGUGCCAUAAUAAUUAUAGAUAUAUAUAUAUAUAUUUUUUUUUUUUCGCUUGCUGUAUGUGUUGUGCACAAAUCUCAUGACCAGACAGAAUGGAAGCUAAAAAUUGGUCGGCUGUCAAUAUUUGAGUGCCUUCCCAGUAGCGCACGGCUGCGGGGACUGUUAUUUCUUUCUCUUCCGACCUAGCGCAUGCUUUGAACAGGGUGCAGUUGGAAGGGUUUCUUUCGGGCUGUCUGUCGUGGCGCACGUUUCGCAAAACUGCGUGGGCGACGCCGCCCUCGCGUUUUUGCGAAAUAUCGCUUCUACCGUAACGCCCUUCCUUUCUUUGGUCGACGGUCGACUAGCAUUCGUGGAGACUGUCAUACGCGUUUGAUCAUCCAGACAUGUCCGUGGCUGUUGCGAACGAUCUUCACAUGUAUCUUGUUUCUUGUGGGGAUAAAGAAACUAGUGUAAGUUUUCACUCGUG
Messenger RNA from Ixodes scapularis (black-legged tick), 7103 nucleotides. RefSeq names its product frizzled-2-like. The record is from RefSeq and is a predicted model, not a curated record. Gene Ontology annotation, biological process: canonical Wnt signaling pathway; non-canonical Wnt signaling pathway. The transcript has a single exon. The coding region runs from base 300 to 2042 and encodes 580 amino acids. Gene Ontology annotation, molecular function: Wnt receptor activity; Wnt-protein binding. Lineage: Eukaryota; Metazoa; Arthropoda; Arachnida; Ixodida; Ixodidae. Gene Ontology annotation, cellular component: plasma membrane.